Messenger RNA from Naegleria fowleri, 3333 nucleotides. RefSeq lists its product as uncharacterized. NCBI's taxonomy places the organism in Eukaryota, Heterolobosea, Eutetramitea, Acrasida, Naegleriidae. Gene Ontology annotation, biological process: intra-Golgi vesicle-mediated transport. The coding region runs from base 1 to 3333 and encodes 1110 amino acids. The record is from RefSeq and is a predicted model, not a curated record. Gene Ontology annotation, cellular component: COG complex; Golgi apparatus. The transcript is spliced from 6 exons.
AUGGUUCGAACACCCACCACGCCACAACGAAGAGCCAGCACAGCAAAACAGGCUGCUCCCACCGAGUCAUCUGCAGCUGCCGCUCUCGGAAGUAUGUCUUCCUAUGAGUCAAUAGGAGAUUUGUUCAAAAAGUAUUCCAUAAAACAGAUCCGAAUGUACAAGGAAAAUAUCGACGAAGAUAUUUCUCUUAAACAAAAUCAACUUCGUGAUCUAGUGGGAGAGAGGUACAAAGAUAUUAUUGAAGCAGCUGACUGCAUGGAAUCGAUUCAACAACUAUGUUUGGCUUCAACCAAUCAGUUCGUUGAAAUGACCACACUUAUCGAUGAGUAUAAAAACAAAUCCUUCGACAACCCUCCAUCGUCACAACUUGUGGGCAAUAUUACAGAGAAUAUCAAUCCAAAAUUGCAAUACAAGAAUUUAUCACAAGUUAUUGAUUGGCUGCUAAUUUGUGUGGAGAGUAACAUGUACUUUUAUGGCUCCGUGUGUUGUAUCGUAAUUGAGAAAAUUUUGAAUUCCAACAUGGCAAUGUCAUCUGUAAAGAUUCGAGAAUUUCAGAGGCUUAAGAAAAAAUUGGUUGUAAAAUGUAAAAGCGCCUUAAGAUCUCAAACUAGUGACAUGAAUUACAUUCAAUGCUUACUCUCUCUAAUGUUGUGUGAAAAACAAAACGGUGAGGAUGUGCUUCGCUCGUUUUUACAUGAGCGAGAAUCAUUUAUGGAUGAAGCCGCAAGAUGCAAAGAUGACAUUCCAACAAGCACAAAAAUUGAAGUGAUCGAUAUUAUUUUUGACAUAUUUUACGAUACAAUUUUUAUUUCGAACAACUUAUUUAAAUGUAAUGAUGAUGAGAUAUUUUUGAAUCAAUUUUUUAGAAAACUAGUAGACAUGAAUUUCCUGAAUGUUUCUGCAAGAAUGAGCCUCAUUCGAAAGCAAGAUCAUCAAUUUGAUUUACUCAGUAACGAGAAAACUAUUUCAACUCUAUACAAGGGAGCUUUUCCUAAAAUUUUCAAACUAUAUGCUAUCACUUCUGUGGAAAGUACAAUGAAUUCUUCAUUUCACUCCAUCGAUCAUGAAAUUACUGUCCAUAAUUGGAUAAAGGAAAAGGUCGAAUAUGUGAGAAACCUUUUUAACAAUAUGAUACACCACACACAAAAUAUUCAUGAUCUUGUAGCGAUUAAAAACAAAUUGAGAGAAAAGAUUGUUGAUAGCUCUACCAAGGAAGCCGAAAAGAGGUUUUCAGUGAUUUUAAAGAGCUGUUGUGGAUUUUCUCCUGAAUUUGAUAACGAAUGUGCCGUAAAAAAACUUUGGAAAGAUACUGUUAUAGGCCAAAUUGAACCUAGGAGUCUAUGGGACUUUUUGCACAGCUCGUGCAUCAAGAAAAAACACUCACUCAUCACCUCUCAACUCCACUCUCUCACAUUUAAUAUAGAAACUACUGAAAGCAUUACUUAUUCCAACAUUGGGGAGGAAAUAUGGAAAACUCCAAUCAUUGAAGCCGAUUUACUAUUUGACAGAUUCAUCAACAAUAGUAAGAAAAAUUAUUUCUCAACAACAAAUUCUGAAGACAAGACCACUUUCAAAAGCAUCAUUACUGUGCAUGGAACUACUAAGGAAGUGAGAAGAAAAGUUAGACAUGAAUUGUUUGAAGAGCAGCUUUUACCACUUUGCAAAGACAUCUUUGAGCUUAUCGACGAUGUUCAAUCUCCAGAAGAGCAUGCUGAAUUACAGAACUUGAUUCUCGACGAAUUUUUUCGAUUUUUCAAUAAUUUAGUUUUUUCAAUACAAGAAGCAAUACGGAAUCCAACCACAAUCAUGCGUGAUUCAACUGCAUCAUUGAUUGACAAACAACUAUACUGUGCCAGAGUUCUCCAAUCGCUAAGAAAAUUAUAUAUUGAUCUCUUUUUGGAAAUUUAUACAAGACUGUCAUUAUUUGGAAAUGGUGAAGAUUCUUUUGUUUCAUUGAUGAGAAAAACCAAAACACAAAUAGCAAACCUCAAACAAAAAUCUAAAAAGGCAACCCCCUUAAAGGAAGAUAUGACAACUAAUCACCUCCUCAAAUUCAUUGAGAUUGAAAAUAGAUUCGGAUCAGUUUAUUUGGAAGCAUUUGAGGAUUGGAUUAACAAGCAAUCGGAACAUUUCGCCAAACAGAUACAACACGAGUUAGAUCAUGACCAACAAUGGAACAAACCCACACGAAAAGAACUGUGGCAAACUUUUUCCAACGAGAAAGAUGGAGAAACAUUCAGUCUACCGUUCAGAACAUCAUAUUCUGUCUUUCAUGCGUUACAUGAACUGUCUAUUUCUAUUUACUCCAUCGGAGAUUUCAACAUUGACAAGAGUGUCACAGACAAGUUAUCUGAGGUCACAGCAUAUCGUGUAUUCAGCACUUACCUCCAUUGGCUUGAACGUAAAAUAGAAGAGGCAAAGACUCUACAGAAAGAGCAAAUCGAUGAAUUGAACACUAGUAAGGAACGAUUAUUAGAAAAUUCCACAACAACAAGGACGGAUAAAACACAAGAAUCUUCCGAUCUUAACAAAAUUGAAGAGAUUGAAAUCAAAGUUUUGAAAGAAGGUCCCAUUCCCACAAUGGAAAAGAUGAUCUGUGAAGAAGGUUUCUUGCAAAUCCUUUUCGAUGUACGAUAUUUGGCACAUGUAUUUUUUGGCUCUCAACUCACUUAUGAAAAGCUUUCUCUCAAACCACCUUCCGCACUCGACAGUAACGAGAAAUUAUUUGUCAAGUUGGGAACACUAAUUUUGGACCACAUUGAUCCCAUUAAUUGGGAAACCUUUGAAAAAGCAUUUAACAUUUCUGUCUUGCAAUGUGUGAACAGGAACUUGUUAUUCACACCCAAUUUGUGUAAAACGAGUCUGUUACCGCUGACCAAGGAUCAGACACCACUGCUUGUAGGUUACGACUCUCCACUACUGGUUGCCAAUAUGUCCCCUCAACAACAACUUGGAAUUUCAAGCAGCGACAAUGAUGCCUUCUUCAAAUUAUGCAAGCCAGAAUCGAUCCCCAUUCACCUAUUACCAAUACCAAAACGAGAAUUAAGGAUGAAUUACAUGAGCAACAACUAUAACAAUUCAUCACAUCACAUUAAUGAGCAUUUCCAAGACUCUUAUGUCCUCACCACCUCCAAUCAUGCAGCAUCAUUUGUUUCUGAACAUGGUUUGCCACACGAGGCAGGAAGCAAAACCGACAACACCUCAUCAUCUGAAACUUCUGCUGCAACAGUUUUUGGCAGCUUUUUCAGUUCUCUCAUCUCAGCACAGAAUCAACAAAAAACAGAGACAGAAAAAGAGACACCCUCAAGAGGCUUUGCUUUCACGUGGUUCUAA